Vicia faba (fava bean) is the source of this 1278-nucleotide messenger RNA. The record is from the annotation of a GenBank genome assembly. NCBI's taxonomy places the organism in Eukaryota, Viridiplantae, Streptophyta, Magnoliopsida, Fabales, Fabaceae.
AUGGUUGGAACAAGUCCCUGGGAACCUCAAGAGCAAUCAACACAACCAAGACCCACACCUCCGGUUCGUAUUUGUCGCAACCCAGACGCACUCCUGCCAACAUUCAACAAUCAACCAGCUUCCGCUCACAGUCCAUCAAUCCACCGCCAUUUCUUUAAGACUCUUCUGUUCACAAGCAGAGCUCCGCUCAACUUUCUCUUUUGUCCGUCUAGCAUAUCACAGCAACCUCAACAUCUUAGUUCUGACAUGUUCGACAUUCCGCCACUGUGGGAUUACACCGGUGACUUCGUGACAGCUGAGAACCUAUAUGCUGUUAUACUUGGGGACAAGAGUAAAGUUAGGGGUGGAAGUGGCAAAGUGAUCAACAGCAAAGCAGAUGAUAGAAUAUUUAUAUAUUACUCUGAUCAUGGAGGCCCCGGAGUCCUUGGGAUGCCAAAUAUGCCAUAUGUAUAUGCUAUGGAUUUCAUCGAUGUUUUGAAAAAGAAACAUGCAUCUAGAGGUUACAAAGAGAUGGUUAUAUAUGUUGAAGCUUGUGAAAGUGGUAGCAUUUUUGAAGGUAUAAUGCCGAAGGAUAUAAACGUUUAUGUAACAACUGCGUCCAAUGCGCAAGAGAAUAGUUGGGGAACUUACUUUCCUGGUGUGGAUCCUGCUCCACCUCCCGAGUACAUCACUUGCCUCGGCGAUUUGUAUAGCGUUGCUUGGUUGGAAGAUAGUGAGACGCACAAUCUAAAAAGGGAAACGGUGCAGCAACAAUACAUGUUGGUGAAGGAACGGACUUCAAAUUACAACUACAAUUUAGUGAACCUUCCUCCAAACAAUGGCAGACUAGAAGCUAAAAUGGAAGUUGUAAACCAAAGAGAUGCAGAGAUUCUCUUCAUGUGGCAAAUGUAUCAGAGAUUACACCAUCAACCAGAAAAGAAGAGAGACAUUCUCGUAAAGAUUUCCGAGACAGUGAAACAUAGGAAUCAUUUAGAUGGUAGUGUGGAAUUGAUUGGAGUUUUAUUGUUUGGUCCAACAAAAGGCUCUUCAGUUCUACUAUCCGUUAGAGCUUCUGGUUUGCCUCUUGUUGAUGACUGGGAAUGCUUAAAAUCAAGGGUUCGGAUGUUCGAAGCUCAUUGUGGUUCACUGACUCAGUAUGGGAUGAAACACAUGCGGGCAUUUGCGAACAUUUGCAACAGCGGUAUUUCCGAGGAUUCGAUGGAGGAGGCAUGUAUGGCAGCAUGUGGUGGUUAUGAUGUAGGGCUAUUACAUCCAUCAAACAAAGGUUAUAGUGCUUGA